Messenger RNA from Laccaria bicolor S238N-H82, 1638 nucleotides. RefSeq lists its product as uncharacterized. The transcript has 9 exons. NCBI's taxonomy places the organism in Eukaryota, Fungi, Basidiomycota, Agaricomycetes, Agaricales, Hydnangiaceae. Bases 1 to 1638 code for a protein of 545 amino acids. The record is from RefSeq and is a predicted model, not a curated record.
AUGUUGAACCAUUCGCUCUCAGACCAAGUCCUCCAACCACCCUUCACUCAGCUUGCCAGCAACGAACCUCGCAAUACUCAGGAUGUUGAUGCCAAUACUGCCACCGGAGAAACGCAAAGGCCGUCAGCAGGCUGGCUCAGGAAUCCUGCCUGGAUUGAUGGUGGUGUAAAUCCGCCCAAGUAUUAUUUCUCUCAUGAAGAGAUUGAUGCAGCCUGCCGCAUGUCUGGAGUAGAACCACCUCCUCGAUACACCCAGCCUGAGACUGUGGUCGUCCCAUCUCAGCCGUAUGAUAUCCUUUCCUCAAGGGUUUCACCAACACCAGUCCCUGCAAAUAACCAUUACCGCGCUGCUGGACCAUUGGGAAACAGCAUCGACGUACCUCCACCUAAUGGGCAUCUCGUCAACAUCACACAUACAUACACAUCAACUGAAUUGACUAGCUCCCGAAAUGCGAAGCCUUCUGCUCCGAAGAAGAAGGCAACGACAAUGCUGGGCAACAUCACUCUUGAAGGCAUUACACGUGUGGCCUUCAUCAAGGCUAUCCUCGCCGUUCACGACCUUCACACCCAGUUUGCCCCUGGUGUUCAUUCCGGUCCUCCAUUUAAGCUCUCAUGGACUGGUUCUACUGGUGGGAAAGGCAACGCACCGACUUUCUUAACAGACGAAAGCUUCAGCCUUGCCCUCGCGGCCGUACUCAAGAAGGACAAGAAGAAAAUCCAGGUUACUGUUGAGUUCGACACGGACAUGAUGUCCAGCUAUCGUAUUCAACACCAGGCCCCCUCUUUGAAUGCAACUACAAACGAUGGCGACGAUGAGCUUCUCUAUGGAACCAGGAUCCCACAACUUGCCCAAUUCAACAACGCUGAGCAGAUCAAUGGAAGAUUUAUCUUGGAGAUCAAAAAACGGUGGCCGUGCGCUUCUCAUCAAGGAGAGCAUGGCGAGCCAGGCCAUUGUUUCAUCACAGCAUCCGGAGGACAUCUGCGACUCAACCCCCUCCAUCUCAAGAUGUGGGCUGCUGCCAUGGCAUCUGGAGACAUCACAAAGCAUGAUCCGCCAUGCACAGAGGCCUUUGAUGGUCCGCGCAAUGGUCAGAUCUCUUCCAUCCGAGCACGUGGCCGCUCAGGUGCAGGCACGAUGUCGACGCUUCCUGCUCCAGCCAACAAUGACAUGAUGACCCUUGUCAUGGCGUCUCUCAUUCCUGUCCUCGGUGGCUUAUCCCGCAAACGAUCACAUUCUGAAUCCCCCAGCCGAUAUUCGUCUCCGCUUUCCAAGGGUGCACGUUUUGAGUUCCACCAAUUCGCAACCAGCCCAAUUUCCAAACCCCAAAGCGCCCUCGCCCAACCUCCUGCCUCCCCCAUCUCUAUCCCAGCCCCUGGCUUUGAGUUGCGAGCAUGCCUUUGGGAAUUUGCUGAGCUUGAGGCUGUCGACAUGACACCAUUUGAGAUUGCACUGCGUGCUGAGGACUUUACCCCUGACAUUAUAGCCUUGGCUGAUGAGUCGGCAACCAUAGUGAUUCGCAAUAUUACAGGUGCUACAUGUGGUCGUCUUAUGAGAUUGAAACUUUUCUGUAGGAAAUGGCAGACUACCUACAAGCAGAAGCUUCUUUCGGGUAAUUAUACUACUUAUGAGCUUGAGUAA